AUGGCAUCCAGCUCCAGUAACUCAACCAAUGGUAGCAAACCACAAACUGCUAUAAGGUUAGCCACAAUAAAACCAACGCGAGACCUAACCUUGGGUUUUGGAUCGACAAAUAAGGAUGUGACCAGGGGUGGCAUGCCAAAGCGAAAAUUCGUCCCCAACAUUCCUCAGCUAAAGGCUAAAGCUAAGUUAGACAAACUAUCCACGUUGCACCUCAGCUCUGGAAACAGAUCAUCAUCAUCAUCACAUGCACAGCAGCAGAACAGGACAAAACUUUGUAAUAAUGUGAAGAGAGAGAGAAAGGAUGGCGAAAAGGAUGACGACGAUGAUGAUGACGAUGAUAAGGCACUGUUGGCUGAACUGCUGAAAGAUGAUUUCAUUGAUGACGACGAUGAAGAUGAGGGUGGAUUGGAGAAGCCUGGCAAACAAUAUCCAAUCACACUGCCAUUUGCUGGCCUGGCUAAGAAAGAUUUCAAAGUCGAACUCGUUUCACUCAACGAUGUUAAAAGGAAAAGGGAAGAGGUAACGGAUCAAAAAUGUCCAUUAAAUGUUAUGGAAGUUGAUAAGAACGACCAACAACAAACAAAUGUUGCCAACCAUAACCAACAACAACCGACGAAUGUUGCCAACAAUCUCGAACAGAAUUUCAACAAAAGCAGCAACUCGUCAGCAAAUCCUAGUACAACUGUUAAUAUUGAAGAUAGUACAUUUUUAAAAGAUUUCAGCGAGGGCUACAUAGGAAAGUUGCGAAUUCGCAAGUCAGGCAAGAUGGAGAUAGCGUUGGGAAACAUCUUGUUAGAUGGGGACAAAGAGCUCCCUGCUCCAUAUUUACAGGAAGCAGUUUUGAUUGACAGAACGCACGACCCCAACCGAUUCAUCAGACUGGGAACCAUCAACGAACAAAUAACAUUCAUGCCUAAUAUCUCAAGCUUGCUGCAACAAGCCGAAACAGAAAAAACUCGCAAAAGCUAG
This is a messenger RNA of Helobdella robusta, 969 nucleotides long. RefSeq lists its product as hypothetical. Bases 1 to 969 code for a protein of 322 amino acids. NCBI's taxonomy places the organism in Eukaryota, Metazoa, Annelida, Clitellata, Rhynchobdellida, Glossiphoniidae. Gene Ontology annotation, molecular function: DNA binding. Gene Ontology annotation, biological process: transcription by RNA polymerase III. Gene Ontology annotation, cellular component: RNA polymerase III complex. The record is from RefSeq and is a predicted model, not a curated record. The transcript has 7 exons.